This is a messenger RNA of Chenopodium quinoa (quinoa), 667 nucleotides long. RefSeq names its product CDGSH iron-sulfur domain-containing protein NEET-like. NCBI's taxonomy places the organism in Eukaryota, Viridiplantae, Streptophyta, Magnoliopsida, Caryophyllales, Amaranthaceae. Gene Ontology annotation, biological process: regulation of autophagy. Gene Ontology annotation, cellular component: intracellular membrane-bounded organelle; mitochondrial outer membrane. Gene Ontology annotation, molecular function: 2 iron, 2 sulfur cluster binding. The record is from RefSeq and is a predicted model, not a curated record. Bases 147 to 446 code for a protein of 99 amino acids. The transcript is spliced from 2 exons.
AGAGUGUGCUCUCCACACGUUCAAAAUAAAUACACUUCUUCUGUUCUUCAUUUUUCUCGUUAUAUGAUUUAUAUCUUUCUUUAUUAUUUUGACAUCCUUCAAAAUAAAACAAACAGUUUUUAAUUCCUUUCAAUUUUACUUAAAAAAUGGCUUCUUCUCUUAACAUAUUAAGUAAUGUUAAUGGGUUUGGGUGCACGAAACCAUCAGUUGGUUCACAACAGAGAAGAAGGAUGGUUGUGGUAAGGGCAGAAACAAUUAACCCAGAAAUCAGGAAAACUGAAGAGAAAGUUGUUGAUUCUGUUGUUGUUACCGAGCUCUCCAAAAAUAUCACCCCCUAUUGCAGGUGUUGGAGAUCAGGGACAUUUCCUUUGUGUGAUGGGAGUCAUAUGAAGCACAACAAAGCUACUGGUGACAACGUUGGACCUUUGUUAUUAAAGAAGCAGUAAUUCUGAUUCAUAUCGAUCUAAGCUACUUUCCUUCAUUUUUUUUUUGUUGCUUUUCUUCUUGUUUGGAUUUUGAUUAUUGUCACCUAGCAACUUAUGCCUAGAGUUAUCUGCUCUUUGAGUACUUGAAAUGCCGUAUUUUGACAGUGCAUGCUAAUGACUGUAAUGAGUUGUGAUCCUGUGAUCAACUGUUUGAAAAAAAUGUUAUUACUUGUUGUUGCUUC